UCUUGCAAGAACUUGUGAACAGCAAACCCCAAGAGCAGGAGAUCGAGCGUGGAGAUGCAGCGAUUGCGGAAUUGACGGUUGGAGUCGCAAGGAAUUUGUAGAGCACAAUCUGAGUUUACGGCACCACUAUGCAAUGGAGGAGAUGAACAGACGGGGCCACCACUGCUCGAUCUGUAAAGUGUUUUACACCAGUUUGGCAGAGUAUGUCAACCAUGUGAAUGGUAGAGGGCACCUUGAAGCAUUGAGACAUGAAGGAUUGAGUUUAUCUGAUAGUGGCUACAGGAAUAAUCCUGUAGGUGGUGUGCGAAUUCAGAGCUCACAAAGUCGAUAUGAACAUUCACAGAGGCAUGGAGAUUUGUCUUAUCGAAGAGUUUCUCGAUAUGAAAGAAGUGGUGACGCCCAUUCACACCAUCUUCGUGAUCAUGAAUAUACGAGAUCAGUCAGACAUCAAAAUCAUGGUCAGUCACAUAGCACCAAGGAGGAUUCACGACAAGGAGAUCGUUGGCUUACUAGUAAGAACUCAUCAGAGCGUCAAAGGAUAACUUUGAGCAGAGAUCAUGAUCGCAAGUUCUCUGUUGUGUUAGACAGUACAAGGGAAAAACAUGAAUCCAGUUUGGAUAAACAGAAUAGGGCAAUGGAAGUUUUAUCUCAGAAUUCAAAGCAUAGCAUAGAAGCACCGAAGACUUCAAGUCAUAAGGAAAUUCAUAUUCUGGAGGCAAAUGAGGUGGGCGAUCUUGAAAAGCAAAAGCAGAGUAGUUUGGCUGUUACUGCAUCUGCUAAAAGUGACAAACUUGAUCAAAGUUGUUCGGUACCAAAACAGAAGACACCCAUUGCCAGUUUACCUGAGUAUUUAUCACUUGAAGUUGACACUGACUGUUCAAGAUCAGAAGAACAGACGAAAGCACAAGGCAAUGAAUUUUGUCUUGGUAAUGAUGGUGGUGCAAUUGUGGAUUUAGCUAGCUCUUCUAGCGGUACGUCAAUUCUUCCUAAGUUGUUAAACACAACAGAUGCUGGUGACACCAUGUCAGACAUUAAUGAUUCUUCUGAUGUUCCCACUUCCUCACAAGAACAAAGACCUGCCAAACACUCUCAUAGUGGUGAUGGAAUGUCUCCUAUCCAGAGAAAUGACAAUGUAUCAAGCCCUAGUCUAAGCACACAAAAUGACAGCAAGUCAACGAACGUGAAGCCAUUGAAGGAUUGUGUUACCUCUCCCAGAUCACUGAUACAAUUGAAAAAAAUCAACCCACUAGUUGUUCAAAAAGUCUUGAGCCAAACACAGGGUAGUAAGCUUAUUGAUAACAAGACAGAGGAAGAAUGCAGAUCUACAUUGGAAAGUCCCAGCAAGAAAGUCAAGCCUAAUCAAUCAACAAGUUCAUCUGCUUCGUCUGUUUCUGACAACAGCUCUGAAAAGGCUGCUGGUGUAGUUCCAUUGCAGCAAGACUUGGAAGAGAAACGUGUGCGUUUGCAGGAGGCAUGCAAGAAGAUUGACAAACAGGCAAUUGAAACUCUUGAGAAGAAGAAGAUCCGUGAGGCUGCUAGGUGGAUGGAUCAGGAGUCUGCACGCAGUGAACAGUGGCAUAAAGCACAACAACAGGUACAGAGCAAAGAUAGUCCAAGUAUGGAACCAGAGGACUCCUCUAAAUCAUUAGAGAGUCCAACAAAGGUACCUGAAGGAGUUGUGACUGGUAGCAAAGGUGACAACAGCGUGGUUACUCCUCCCUCUGCUAUGGCUGAUGCAAUGAGCCGAUUGUGUUCUGUGCCAGGGUCAACCCAAACAUCAGCCAUGCGUCCACAGUGCCAGUACGUGUUGGAAGAUGGAAAGCAGUGUGGUGUCAUUACUUUUUCUCAGUUUUGUCCUUAUCACAAGGAGCUGCAAACUAGUUCGCAUGUCCAACCAGAAAUUCAGUCACAUAUAUUGGGCAUGGAUGGAUCUAUUGAUAUGGAUGAUUCUAGAGAUGCCAGUGAUCAUGUAAACUUGUGUUUUGGUGAUAACGAAACUUCUGUUGAUGAUGAAAAAACUGCCGGCCUUGUUUGGGAUGAUUCACAACUUAGUAGUGAAGCAGAUGAUACUAAUGGUAAGCUUUCUUCCACAUACAAAACUGUCAAGAAUGGUACCCAGCGCUCAGGAGCUGACAGACUUGAUUCUAGAACUGAAGAAGCAGAUGGUGGUGCUAGUCGUGUAGUGACACUAAGUCAGAGAAAGCGAAAGCCUGAGACAGUGCUGCUUGCUACACAGAAGAAACCGAGAAUGUCUUCAUCUAAUGAAGAAUUUGUACAACAGUCAUUGCGUAGUACUCCUUUGCAAUCUUCUCAACAGCAGACGGGGAUUAAGCAUAAAUGGACAAAGACAAAGAAAAAGUGUUUGCCUCGAGUAAACAAAAAUCAAACAAGAACCUCAAAAGGGCAAAGAACAAAUAGCCAAACUGCUCCACAAAAGCAACAGAAUGAUGGCACAUGGUUAAACAGGGACAUCGCAGUGUCAAAUGAGUUGAUGAAAGAGCUUGCAACAGUUAGAAAUCGGAGGGGUAAAGCUUUAACGGAGGUAAGGAAAUUGCAAUCUCGCAUGGACAUUCUCUAUGGAGAGAUCAGACAGAAAUUGAAACGAGAGGGUGAAAUUGUAGCACAAUUGAACAAAAUGGCAAGCAGCCCUGUGGCUGCAAGUGUGAAAUCACAAAGUGUUGACCAAACGCAAACUAUUCACUCAUUGCAGGGGAGAAGGCACAGGACCUCUCAGGCUUCUCCUCAACCUCUCUUGUCGACGUCUGCUGGUAGCGAAGUAACUGGUGGCUCAGUGAUUUGUAACUCGGAAACAUCAGUAAAUACAGGAAGUAAGGCGGCGACAUCUCGACGCAUUGUGACAGUUGGGAAUAGCAGUGGAUCUUCUAGUCAUUCUUUGACCACUCCACGUGCUCAUAAAUUGUUUGAGUACAGUUCAUCUGAAGUUGAGGAGAAUUCUGUUCUUUCAUCUUCUGAUCUUCGGUCUAAGUUGACUUCUCAACGCCAAUGUAAUUGGCCUAUUGAUUUGUCUCCAACAGCCAUGUCUCCCAGUAAAUUGAAGGUAACCAUUUCCAGCACAACUAGUAGUAAGUCUGUAGGACAACAACCUGCUUCAACUUUCAAAGCAAAAUCUUCACUUGGAAAAAAACAAGUUACUAAAGAGUCUUCUAGAAGUCUUUCAUCUUCAAAUAAACAAGGUGAAUUCGAGCUACUAUCGCCACAAGAAACUUUUCAACUUAUGACAUCUAGUUCAACUUCUGCAGUCUCUUCCAGUCCAGCAACAUUGACACCAUCUAAGAAACAAUCUAGUAUUGUCAUCAAACCAGAUCCUGAUGGGCAAUUGGAAGUGCCAUUGAGAUUGCCGUCUGGUAAAGCUACUCAAGGUCCAUUUCAUGGUCAUGCACAGGUUGUUUGCUGUUUGAAGGCUUCUGAUGGCAUUUUAAUGAGCUGUUCUACUGAUGGCAUGUGUUGCCUCUUUAACACUCAAACUCAUCAAGUCAUGAAGAAAUUCACUGAUCACUCAGCAGCUAUUACAUCUGUACAGUUGAUUGUUGCGGAUGGGAAUUAUCGACUCUUUUCUGGAUCACAAGAUCAGACUGUUAGAAGAUUUGAUCUUCAGAGGCCAGCUAGUAGGGCAUGCACACAUAAUUUUCGCUUCAGCUCUCAAGUGACAGCGUUGCACUCUAAUUGGGAUGUACUGUUUGUUGGUCUUGGCAGUGGUAAUGUUUGCUGUUUGGAUGUGAAGGCAAAUAAACUAGCAAUCCGAUACGACUGUCAUUCCCCAAAUGAAGUGAUCUGUCUCGCUACUGGUAGCGAGGGAACUCAGCGGUUACUUCUUAGUGGAUCUAAUGACAAGACCAUACGUGUUAGACAUGCAGAGACUGGUCUUCUCGUGAGAACUCUUACUGGACAUCAACAAUCUGUGCUCUGCAUGACAAUACACAAUGAUCACGUGUUUUCAGGUGGACUGGACAAAAGUGUACAUGUUCACAACUACCAUACUGGCAAAAUCGAGCGUAUCAUCCAUGGACACAAAGGUAAAGUAACUGGGAUUGAGUGUCUUGAUGACUUGAUCAUCACAACAUCUUACGAUCAACAUGUCAGAUGCUAUGAUGCGGAGACCUUCAAGCUACUCCAAGUUUGUUGGUAUGAUGAGCAACCAGUUCAUUCAUUGGCCACAUUAUUACCAGACAUGGUUUACAUUGGAAGUCGUAAUGGUGCUGUCAAUGCUGUCAAAGUUGACUUACUUGAGAGUGUCACGUGCAAGUGGACUGGAUGCGGUAUGAACUUUGGCAGCGGAGAUUCUUUGCAUCGUCACAUAACUGGAGUUCAUAAGGGGAAGUUAGCCGUUACAUUCCAAUGUCAGUGGUUUGGUUGUAAGACUGUAUUCAGAGGACAUCAGCCUGAGACGGACUUUUCGGAGCACAUUACAUCUCAUUUAAACAAAAAGGAAGCAAGCGUUAUUAUGUAGAUGUUUUUGGACCACAAUGUACACGUACGUGUAUGUGAAGAUCUGCCUGAGAUUUUUAAUUAGCACAUUGUUCUUGUUUGCUGUAGUACUAGUAGUUAAUCACUGAUGUGAUGGUAUCUAACCUUGUUAGCUCAAACUGUAAACUCUAGAUCAUUUUUUUGAAGUGGGAUCUUGUGACUUAGUUGAGAUUCCCAGCAAUUCCUUUGUUGUCCAGGGCAGUGAUAGGUGUGUCUGAGGUCUUUGUUAAAUGCUUACUUUUGAAUGGUA
Corticium candelabrum is the source of this 4735-nucleotide messenger RNA. RefSeq lists its product as uncharacterized. Gene Ontology annotation, cellular component: cytosol; membrane. Gene Ontology annotation, molecular function: SH3 domain binding; RNA binding. NCBI's taxonomy places the organism in Eukaryota, Metazoa, Porifera, Homoscleromorpha, Homosclerophorida, Plakinidae. The record is from RefSeq and is a predicted model, not a curated record. The transcript has 18 exons. Bases 134 to 4468 code for a protein of 1444 amino acids.